UGAACUACUGGGUGUGUUCAAAUUCAUACGGCGUUGCGCAGACCGAUCGGUUUAUUACAUCAAAGUACCGCGAGAGUGAUUCGAAAGCACGGUCUUCGAAUGGAUCUCGCGGUACUUAGAGAUGGUAAACGUCUACCGGUGUGCGCAGCACCGCGUGAAGUUAAACACACCUAUUUGUCAUAUUCUAGUGUAGACGGCAGGUGCGAAACAAAUGAUUCAACCUUGAAAUGAAGGACCGCCUGACUGAUUUAACACCCACCCGAGGUGACACGGCUCCAGUAGAGACCAAUGAUUUCCUAGAGCAAUUCCUUCCUAAGGUAGAUGAGGUUCAGAAACUUAUCCAGAGUAUUUCCCAUUUUGUGGGAGAGGUGAAGUCAAGGCAUCAUACUAUUUUGACAGAAAUCAACCCACCAGAGUAUGUGAGAGAGGAGCUUGAGCAGUUUAACAAUGAUAUCAAGAGGACAGCUGAUGUCAUCCAUGUUAAACUAAAAGGUUUGGAGGGAAAUUUGUGUGAGAAUGCAAAUAGUGGCUCUGUGUACUUCCGCAUCCAGAAUACCCAGCACACAGUUCUGUCACUGAGGUUUGCAGAAAUAAUGAAUGUGUACAAUCAAGAACUUUUAUCUUUCCGAAAAAGCAGUAAAGAACAGAUUCAAAGACAGCUGGAGAUAAAAGGCAGAAUCCUCACCGAAGAGGAGACGGAGGUCUUGCUGCAGAGCAACAACUCUUCUGUUUUUACUUUAGAUAGUCUUCCUGGCUUCAACAUUACAGGGCAAACACUGAAUGAGAUCGAGUCACGGCAUAAGGACAUUCUCUGUCUGGAAGCCAGCAUUCGAGAGUUGAAUAACAUGUUUGUGGAUAUUGCAAUGUUAGUGAGCAGUCAGGGGGAAAUGGCCAACAAUAUUGCAAAGACUGUAAUGAAAGCUGAAAACUAUGUAGAACAAGGAAAAGAAACCAUGAAAGACGCUGUGGUUUAUAAAAAAUCUUGGCGGAUACUCCCUCGCUUCCGCAGUUCAUUUAAGGGCAAAGCUAAAGCAGUGACCAGUGAUGGUUCCUGAGAACUUUACCCAGUGCCAUCAAGUGUUCGUGAAACUAUGACUAUUGUGUUCUGUGCAAAUGAGAGAUUCAUAAAGGUGAUUCUGUAAACUGUAAAAAGCAGGACCACUUUGCCUUUCAUAACUGAAUUUCCACCAGGAUCUGUCUAUUCAACCUUUGCCUAUACAAACAAAUGUCUUGGUAGUUUCUUUGCAGCAUAGUUAAUAAUUACACUUGCUCUUAUGUGCUAUAGUUUUCUACUAAAAAUAGCAGCACUAGCGAUGUCAUUACAGUAAUAGCUAGUUAGCUAUAAAUAUAUAGAUAGCUAGUAAAGUCCUGAAUUUUAGCUUUGUUUCUGUAUUGUUGUGUUUGCUUUUGUUGUGUUUUUGUUUGAGAUGGUGUCCAUUGGUUUCAUGGUUUCGUGUACAUAUUCAAUGCUAUAUAACUUAAUUUCACUUGAUUUAUAUAGACGGUCUAAUUAUUAGAACGAAUGUUUGGCAUAUAUAUUUUUAAGUGAAAGAAGGAUGGGUCACAUACAAUAUACUGUAAGAUACUGACAGAUAGAUCAGAUAUUGACAGGCCUUGACCAUGCUUAAGAUGCUUUUAUUGCUUGGUAAUGUAUUAAUGAUUGUAAAUGACAGUUGUGUAGAUUGCUAGGAAUGCUGGCAUUUCAAAUAAACUGGAAAGACUGGAAGAAA
Molecule: messenger RNA, 1730 nt
Organism: Misgurnus anguillicaudatus (oriental weatherfish)
Lineage: Eukaryota; Metazoa; Chordata; Actinopteri; Cypriniformes; Cobitidae
Gene: stx2a
Product: syntaxin 2a
Biological process (GO): intracellular protein transport; exocytosis; synaptic vesicle fusion to presynaptic active zone membrane
Cellular component (GO): presynaptic active zone membrane; SNARE complex; endomembrane system
Molecular function (GO): SNARE binding; SNAP receptor activity
Source: RefSeq, a predicted model, not a curated record